AUGAACUGCAGAAACCUACCCGACGAAAUAUGCACCGAGAUCCUCUCGUGGCUUCCGGCGAAGCAGGUGGCCAGAUGCCGGAGCCUCUGCAAGGGCUUCCGCGCCGUCACCCGGAGCCAGUCCUUCGACCUCUCGCAGGCUCGUCGGGGGAAGGGUGACGCCGGCGUAUUCCUGCGCGGCUAUUUUGGGGUGUCCCAGUUGGUGUUUACGGAAGAGAGCUCCGAUGUGCCCCCGGAGUCCGUCCAAUUCCUGAGCAACGAGAAGAAAACGAUUUUCGGGUGCGACGGAGGGCUGGUCGUCCUUCUGGAGAAUGUGUAGGAGGGACAGGCCUCUUCGAGGCUCUUGCUCUACAAUCCCGCCCGGGUAGCAUCGUUGCCCCUGGGGAUACCAGGCGGCGGGAAGGUCCUUGACAACAUGAGUUCCGGCGCCUCGGCGAAGGCGUCGACGUGGACGUGGUCUGCGUCACCCCGACCGACUACUGGAGCUGCUUCAUGGAGUGCUGGCUCUCCUCUUGGGAGCGCAGGUGGAAGCUAGUGAGCGACAAGGUCUUCCUAGCCCAUAGAAGUAUCAAGAUCCACCACCCCGUCCUCUCUGCCAACGGGCUCAUCUACCUCGCUUCAACCUGCGGGAGACACAAGAGGCAAAUCCCCCCCUACCUUCUCGCCGUGGACGUGAGAGUUGGGAGCUCCAGGAUCCUGCCGCUGCCAGAGAAGGCGGCCCUCGCUUCGGACGACGGCGACAUAGAGAUCGCAGGGUCCGGCAGCGGCUCUCUCCUCAGCCUGGUCGUCUGCAACAGGGCGUCCGAGUUCACCAUUUGGGACGUGAAGGACCCCGACCGGUGGGUGUAGGAGGAGCGGGGCCUCCAUGUGAGCAUGGCCUCCAAGGGGCAGAAGCCGACAGUCUGUUGGAGCAGAUCACCUAUUGAUGAAGUAAAACCACCACUUGUACUAGAGAUCUGGAGAAAAACGUGAGAGCAAAAGAGGGGUUAGAGAAGCAAACAGAUUAUUCUACAGAAAGAAAACGAUUCUUCUCAUUAGCAUUUUAAAAUCAAACACCCGAUAGACAUUCUUAUAGAACACAUAGACAGACAAAUUCAAGCAAAAAGAACAGAAAAAUAAGGUCGUCUAUUGAAUCUGCAGAGUUGGAUCACCACCCAUCAUUCUUCUCCUUGAUCUUGCUCCUCAUCUCCAAUAAUGCUAAGUUCCACCUUCUCAUGCAUAUCAUUAAACUUCAGCCUUCCCAAUGUUUUAGUAAAGUCAUCUACCAAUCGCUCUUUAGUCUUCACAUACUCCAGUUCGAUCAGUUUUUGUUCUAAAUAAAAACGAAUAAAAUGAUAAUAUGUGUCAAUAUAAUUCGUGCGGCUGUGAUGAACUGAAUUCCUGCUUAGAUCAAUAGCUGAUUUAUUAUCAACCAUUAAUGAUGGCAAUAACCAUUUUUACCUCUUCUCCUUUUAACUCAGUAAUAAAACAACUCAAUCAGUUUUUUUGACAAGCUGCGACAAUGAUGGCAAUAUAUCUGCUUCACAAGUCAACAAUGCCACGAUCUUUUACUUCUUUGAGCUCCAACUAAUUGCCAUGGACCUGAAGUAGAACACUUGGCCUGUGGUACUCCUCUGAUCUUCUUCUACAUCUCCAGCAAAAUCAUUGUCGGUGUAGUCAAUUAAUUUUACUACAUCUUGACCUUUAUCGUAAACAAGUCCAUAGUUCAAUGUCCCCUUAAUGUACUUGAGGACUCUGUUCACUACUAGCAUGUGUUCAAAUGUCGAAUGCUCCAUAAAUCUGCUCAGAAGUUUGACACUAAACACAAAAUCAGGUCGAGUAUGAGUCAAAUACCUAAGACUCCCAAUCAUGCUUUGAUAGAUAGUGGGGUUUACUAUAGAAUUUGGCCCAUUCUUUGUGAAAUUCAACGUGUUUCCAUGGGAGUGAGAGCAGAAUUACAAUCCAUCAUACUGCACUACUCAAAAAUCUUCAAUGCAUAAGUUCUCUGAUUUAGAGAAAUAUGAGAGCUCCCUUGAAUAACUUCAAUGUCUAGAUAAGGGUUAAGUAAUCCUAGAUUACUCAUCUCAAAUAAGUUCAUCAUUUUGUUUUUAAAAUUAUGAAUGUGAAUAGUUUUUACACUUGUCACAAUCAAAUCAUCAACAUAGACAUCAAUAUAUAACUAAGAAUCACCAUUUUUUCUUGAAGUAAACAACAUGCUCUUGUUCACCACUAAUGAAAUCGAGAUAGGAUAAUUAUUGAUCUAGCUUGAAAUAUCAAACUCUUGGUGCUUGCUUAAGCCCAUAAAAGGCCUUUUUCAAUAUGAACACAUAGUGUUCUUUUUCUUUGGCAAUGAAGCCUUUUGGUUGGUUCACAUAAAUUUCCUCAUUAAUUUUGUUGUUCAAAAAAGUAGAUUUCACAUCCAAUGAUGUAUUUUCCAUCUACUUUGCGGUGCAAGAGCCACCAAUACAUGAAUGAACUCAAAUAUUGCAACUGGAGUAAAUACCUCUUCAUAAUCAAUCGCAUAUCUUUGAGUGUACCCCUUCACAACUAGACAAGCCUUGUGUCGUGUCACUUCUCCUCUAUAUUUUUUUUGAUCUUAAAUACUCAUUUGAGCCCAAUGGUUUUACAACCAGGUGGUGGAGAAAUAAAUUCUCAAGUAUCACUCUUCUUUAUUGCCUCUAAUCCUUCUUUUAUUGACUACUUCCAUUCUUCAUAUUCAGAAACUUCAAGAUAAGUUGUUGAUUAUUCUUGAGAAGUGCAGUAAAUAGUCAUGCUAAACGACAAUAAAUUAGUCUCAUUAUAAAUAUAUUGAACAGACCUUAAUCAACUUGCUUGCACCUCUUCUAAAGAAGAGAAUUCCUUUGAAUUUUUUGUGAAUGUUUCUUUAAGUAUAGGUUCCUUAUGUUCAAAAUUAUCAACCAUCAAAUUAGAGAGUGAACAAAGAUGAAAUCGAUCUUCAUCAUCUGCAUCUUCCUCUAUAUUCUAUUCUCAUUUGCUCCCUUCUUCAAAGACUACAUCCUUACUAAUAUGAAUUUUAAUAAUUAGAAGAUCAAGGCAGCUAUAGCCUUUGGUGCUAGUCUCCUAGCCAAUGAAAAUCAUAGGUCAGCAUCUAUCUUCUAAUGUUUCAGUCUCUUUCUAGUGGUUUUAAAAUGAACAAUAGAAUCAAAUACCCUCUAAUGGUUAACACAAGACAUCUUACCAAUCUAUUUUUCAUAUGGAAUUGCACCUUACAAGUAUUUCAUAGGUGACUUGUUCAAAAUAUAAAUACAAGUGCUCAUUACUUCUCCCCAUAGCUCCAAUGACAAGUUUUUCUCCUUCACCAUGCUUCUGACCAAGGACAUAAUAGUCUUAUUUUUUUUUCCCAUAACCUUAUUCCAUCAUGGUGAAUAAGAAGUCAUCAGUUGCCUUUUAAUACCUUGUUCAUCACAAAACUUCAUGAAUUCUUUUGAAAUAAAUUCACCCCCAUGAUCUGUCCUCAAGUACUUUAUCUUUAUCUCCUUUUCAUUUGGUUGCCUUAAACUUCUUAAAGGCUCUAAAAGCAUCUGACUUAUUCUUUAACAUAGCAACCCACAUGAGCCUAGAAAAAUCAUCAAUGAUUAGAAAAAAGUACUCAAGAGGCUUCGUGGCUUUGAAAUUUGAUGAGGAGGGCAAAACUUUCUUUGUUAUUUUCCAACAUAACUCUGAAAAAUCUCUUUAAGUUUUUUAAGAGAUGGCAUCCCAAUCACUUGAUUAGUCAUAGACAUUAAUGACUUAAAAUUUAAGUGCCCAAAAUGCUCAUACUAUAGCCAAAUCAUUUCAUCUUCUUCCUCCAUCAAUAGGUAGGUUUUCACUAUAUUCAACUUCAAUUGAUAUGGCUUGUCAUGAGAUCUGCACACUAUGGUCAAAAGUUUUCUAUUAAAAUUAUGAAUUACUAAAAUUUUAUUUUUCAAAUUCAUAUUGUAAUCAUCCUCAUCGAGUUGGCCAAGACUUAGGAUAUUUACACGCAACUUAAAUGUAUACAAGACAUUCUUUAAUUCAAAGUUCUCUCUAUUUGUACAUUUCACCACAAUUGACCCUUCGCCACAUAUGUCAAUACCUAAAUCAUCACUAAAUUUUACUCUCCCUAUUCCACUAUUGUCAAAAUGAUAGAAUAAGUCAUUUUUUCUAGUCAUGUGAGUAGUGGCACCCAUAUCAAGAUAUCACGUCACUAAUAGAGACAUCUCUAUCUUGGCCUUAGAUAAGAAUGGCUUUUAGUUCCUCAAAAAAUGCCAUGAGCAAUGCUGAUUCACUCUUUUCCUUGGUGUUGGCAAUAUUUGCCUUCUCAUCCUUCUUCUUUGGCUUCUUCCCAUUGUGACAUUCGGAAGCAAAAUGACCCAUCAUUUGUAGUUAAAAUAUUUUACCUUAGAUUUGUCAAAAGUCCUUCUUUCCUCAUCUUCAUUAUGAGUUUCAAAUGAUUUUCUUCGUCCUCUUUCUCUUCUUCUGCACGGCCAUACCACAAUCUCGGUUGGAUGAUUGCCCCCAAGGUUAAGCUUCAUCUUCUCCAUGGCUCUUGCUAGGAGAGUCUGUUGUUCUUUUCUAACCUCAUGAUCAUGAAGCCUUUACUCUUUGACCAACAAUGAUCCAAUGGCUUCUUCAAGUGUCAUUUUGUUCAAAUCUCCAUAUUACUCUAUGGUAAGUAUCAAGGAAUCAAACUUUGAAGGGGUGGAUCUAAGAAGCUUACAUAUUGCUUCUUUCUUAGAGAUUGAUUCACCCAAACUCUGUAACUCUAGCACAAUCUUAGUGAUCUUGACAGCGAAGUGAACUACGAGCUCUUCCUUUCUCAUGGAAAGGGCCUCAGUCACACCAGAGUCCAUCAACUCUUGACUCAACGACAAGAUCAACUCCAGUAUUGACAAGACGUAGAGCCUCUCAAUUUUGCUUUGCAAUCUUCUUGGUGUCGAGAUUUCUCAAGAAAUCCUCUAACACAAUGUUGAAAAUUAAAAAACAAUACCUACUUGUCAUUUUUCCUAAGAACAUCAUCACCCUCAAUGGCAUCUCACCAUCCUUGUGCCUCCAAAUAGCACUCCAUCAUCAUUGACCAAUGACGAUAGUUUGUCUUGGUCAAACAAAGUAGUUGUGUCGUCGCAACAAGUUUUGAUGACUUGGAUGAAGUAGCAACAGUCUUCAACAUCAUCACAGGUCUUAGAGUUAGAGGAUCUGAUACCAAUUGCUAGAGUAGAUCACCCAUUGAUAGAGUAAAACCACCACUUGUACUAGAGAUCUAGAGAAAAACAUGAGAUCAAAAGAGGGGUUGGAGAAGCAAAUAAAUUAUUCUAUAGAAAGAAAAAUGAUUCUUAUUUUAGUAUUUUAAAAUCAAACACUUGAUGGACAUUCUUAUAGACACGUAGACAAACAAAGUCAAGCAAAAAAAAUGAAAAAAUAGGGUCACAGUGAGAUAGAUGACAGUCUCAUACAAUAAGAAAAAUAAAUAAAUUAAGUAAGAUAUAGUCAAAUGCGGAAAAGGGGCUUGAUCGGCUCCUACUCCAAGCUCUACCUUCUCGAAGAUAAAUCUCAUCCAUUGAAUCUACGAAGGAGUUGGAUCACCACUCAUCAUGGUCAACGGCUACAUUCUCGUCUUCACAAUUGAGUACAUCUACAUCUACAACAUAUACAACAGCUAAGGGCAGAAGCUAAUCCUUCACCAGCCAAUGCUCCAUUCCUUUAUCUACUCAUACGUCAAUGCCCUCCAACCUUGUGAGAGAUCAAAGGAGGGAUGA
Messenger RNA from Spirodela intermedia, 5713 nucleotides. The record is from the annotation of a GenBank genome assembly. NCBI's taxonomy places the organism in Eukaryota, Viridiplantae, Streptophyta, Magnoliopsida, Alismatales, Araceae.